Prorocentrum cordatum is the source of this 369-nucleotide messenger RNA. The record is from the annotation of a GenBank genome assembly. Lineage: Eukaryota; Dinophyceae; Prorocentrales; Prorocentraceae.
AUGCGGGAGGCGAUUCCGGAUGCUGGGCUCAGCGCCUGCAAGAAGGGCAAGCAGAAGCUUUGGCGCUGCUCAGCGAGAUGUGGAGGCGAAACUGAAACAAGACACAGCUACAGCGCUGGGAUCAGCGCCUGCGGAGUAAGCGAGCAGUUGCGGCAGCGGGCGGUGGCGCUGCUCAGCGAGAUGCGGGGGGCGAAGCUAGAAGCGGACGUCAUCAGUUUUAGCGUUGGGGUCAGCACGUGUGAGAGGGGCUGGCAGUGGCAGCGGGCCCCAGCGCUGCUCAGCGAGAUGCGGGAGGCGAUCCUGGAGCCCAGUGUCAUUUCUCCAGGAUUGCAGACAUAUGUGCGUCUGAAAAGGGCGCUGUCUUGGUAG